Sphenostylis stenocarpa is the source of this 1788-nucleotide messenger RNA. The record is from the annotation of a GenBank genome assembly. Lineage: Eukaryota; Viridiplantae; Streptophyta; Magnoliopsida; Fabales; Fabaceae.
AUGAAGCAGGAAAUGGGGAAGAAUAAGAGAGGGGAAAGUGAAGAAAAUGAAGAAGAGAAAUGGGUACAUGAUGCAUCUGUGGAUUAUAAGGGCAAAAUUCCUCUUCGUGCUUCAACAGGAGUAUGGAAGGCUUCUCUUUUUGUCCUUGGUGAGAUGCCAGCUAUUGAAUUCAGUGAAAGGAUAUGCCAAUCUGGGAUAUCUAGUAAUCUCAUCACGUACUUGACAAAAGUCAUGCAUGAAGACCUCAAAACAGCAACCAAGAAUGUAAACAACUGGAAAGGAGCAACAACCUUGAUAACCAUAAUUGGGGGAGUUGUUGCUGAUGCCUACACUGGUCGAUUUCAUAUGGUUCUCUUUUCUUCCAUAGUAUAUAUCAAGGGAUUAAGCCUCUUGACCAUGUCUCAAUUCAUUCCAAGUCUAAAACCAUGCAACAAUGAGAUGUGUCAACAGCCAACAAAGGUCCAUGAAGUGGUUUUCUACCUUGCUCUUUACUGUAUUGCCUUGGGUUCUGGAGGAUUCAAGCCAUGCUUAGAAAGCUUUGGAGCUGAUCAAUUUGAUGACGACCACCUUGAAGAACGAAAGAAAAAGAUGUCUUUCUUCAACUGGUGGACUUUUACACUGUUUUUUGCAAUGCUGCUUGGGGCAACAGUGAUUGUUUAUGUUCAGGACUUUGUUAGCUGGGGAGUUGCUUGUCUCAUCCUCACUAUUUUUAUGGCUCUCAAUAUCGUUGCUUUCUAUCUGGGGAAGCCAUUUUACAGGUACAGGAGGCCAGAAGGAAACCCUUUCAUGUCAAUUCUACAAGUCCUAAUUGCAGCCAUAAGGAAAAGAAAUUUGCCCUGCCCUUCAAAUCCUGCUUUACUGUACGAAGUUCCAAUGUCAGAGAAUUCCCAAGGAAGGUUUAUGAGGCACACUAGCAGGCUCAGGUUUCUUGACAAGGCUGCAAUAGUGGAAGAGAAGUAUACUGAGCAAAAAGACAAUCCAUGGAGAUUAGCAACAGUGACAAGAGUGGAGGAGACAAAGCUUAUUCUGAACGUUGUUCCCAUAUGGCUAACUUCAUUGAUAGUUGGUGUAUGUAUAGCGCAAGGCUUGACACUCUUUGUUAAUCAAGCAGCUGCAAUGAACUUAAACAUAAGUAAUAACUUCAGAAUCCCACCAGCUUCCAUGGCGUCUGUUCCAGCUUUAGGCACCAUAAUAACUGUCCCAAUAUAUGAUAAGACUGUUGUUCCAAUACUGAGAAAAAUCUCAGGUAAUGAAAGAGGUAUCAGCAUCCUUAAAAGGAUUGGCAUUGGCUUGACAUUCUCAGUCAUUCUCAUGGUUGUUGCUGCCUUAGUAGAAACACAGAGAUUAAGAAUGGCUGCAUUGACAGUAGGGAAAACUAGGCAUGAGACGAUGAGCGUGCUAUGGUUGAUACCCCAGUACUUGAUUCUUGGCAUUGGAGAAUCAUUUUCUCUAGUUGGUUUGCAAGAGUUUUUCUAUGACCAAGUUCCUGACUCAAUGAGAAGCUUAGGAAUGGCUCUGUAUCUAAGUAUGCUUGGAUUAGGAUUCUUCUUAAGCAGCUUUCUAAUCAUCAUUGUGGACAAGGUCACAGGGAAGAAUGGCAAAAGUUGGAUUGCGAGUGAUGUAAAUUCAAGCCAUUUAGACAAGUUUUAUUGGAUGUUGUCUGUCAUAAAUGCUUUAAAUUUGUGCCUAUUUCUAUUAAUGGCAAAGAGGUACACUUAUAAGACAUUAUUGCGGAAAGCUAAUGAAAUUGAUGGUUGUGACAGUGAUGGGGUGGAGAAAAUGGAAUAA